AUGCUGAAUCUACCUAGACGUGUGAUUCCAAAUGCCACGAACACCCCCACAUGCGUGCACGUGGGAAAGCUGCGUUCUUUGAGCAAAGAAGAGGCCGAGCAGUCUAUCACCCGCUUUAUCUCGGUAUCCGAGGCGAUCAUCGCUGGGGAUAACAGUGACGAAAGCCUGGGGUUUUCUACUCUGAGUGGUAAUUCAGCUGCUUUAUCACAAUUGAGACGCAUACAGCGUGAUCUCAGAGGUCUCCCACCCUUAACCGAUGAACCCCCCUUCGGUUCAAGGCCCAAGAGAUCAGCUCCCGAAGGCGAUGUUGAGGUUACCCAAAACAAGAAGAUCAAAUUCGAUGAUGAUGACGAACCCCAAAUUCAGAACAAUGACAAUGGCACCGAAGUCGAUCUGGUAGACACACAAACUGCCGCAAGCGAAGCGGGCGAAGAUAACGAAAAUGUUGAUCAAGCAGACGAGGAGGAGGUUAAAGAAGAACAGAUCGAAGAUGAAGAUCCUGAGGAAGAGAAAGCCAGCAAUGAAGUCGAAGGGACCACAAAUGAAAAGAAGGAGAAGAAGGAAAAGAAAAAGGACAAGGAAAAGAAGGAAAAGAAGGAGAAGAAGGAAAAGAAGGAAAAAAAGGAAAAGAAAGACAAGAAAGAUAAAAAGGACAAGAAGGAAAACUAA
Diutina rugosa is the source of this 669-nucleotide messenger RNA. RefSeq lists its product as uncharacterized. The coding region runs from base 1 to 669 and encodes 222 amino acids. The record is from RefSeq and is a predicted model, not a curated record. The transcript has a single exon. Lineage: Eukaryota; Fungi; Ascomycota; Pichiomycetes; Serinales; Debaryomycetaceae.